CGAGACUUCCGCCCUAGCUCGCGGCAUUCAAAACAUGGUGGACUGCAUCAAUUAGCCAAAAGCGUUUAUGUCAGUGUGAUCUAAAAGGGUAUCACAUACAUUAGUUUGAUACAGGCAACGACAUUUAUAGUUGACCAUUUACCCGAUUGGAAAGUAAGAGAGGGGAAAGGCACACUGCCCACAGUUUCACGUGGAUAAAGUUGAUACUGUAUCUUCCCUGGCAGGGUGAAGGAGACGCGCCAUCACCAUGGGGCGACGUUCGACCUCCUCCACCAAGAGUGGGAAGUUCAUGAACCCCACCGACCAGGCCAGGAAGGAGGCCAGGAAACGGGAGCUGAAGAAGAACAAGAAGCAGAGGAUGAUGGUGAGAACAGCUGUACUGAAGAUGAAGGACCCCAGACAGAUCAUCAAAGACAUGGAGAAGCUGGAUGAAAUGGAGUUCAACCCUGUGCAGCAGCCACUGCUGAAUGAGAAGGUGCUGAGGGACAAGAGGAAGAAGCUACGGGAGACAUUUGAGCGCAUCGUACGUUUGUACGAAAGAGAGAACCCAGACACUUACAAGGAGCUACGCAAACUGGAGCUGGACUAUGAGAGCAAUCGCGGCAAGCUGUCACUCUACUUCGACUCAGUCAAGAAUGCUGAACUGGUGGAGGUGGAUAGCAUCCCACUCCCAGAGAUGCCCCACGCUCCUUCCAGCAUCCUGAUCCAGGACAUCCCCCUGCCUGGGGCCCAGCCUCCCUCCAUCCUGAAGAAGGGCUCCUCGUUUAGUAAGGGGAUCAGUGCCUCCAUGUCUGCAGCGGUGGCAGGCGUCCCUCGGUUACCCCCUGGUAGGAAACCCCCGGGUCCCCCACCUGGCCCCCCACCGUCUCAGGUCCUGGCCCUGUACGCCUCACGUAGGGCCCAGUUUGCAGCAGAUGCAGGUACUGCACACACACCUCAUCUCACUACUGCAUGUUUGCACAUGGGAUCAGGAGGAAUAAAUAUGCUUCAUUCUACUUUCUCAUCCAAAUCCACCUUUCUCUGCCUACAACCAGAUCCAUCCAACCAGGCCUCUGACAUGGAGAAAGCCAUGGACACUAUGCUGAUGGGAGGAGAGAGGGACAGUGGGAGCGAGAGCGAUGGAGACGAUGGUGAGGAAGACGACAGCGACUCUGAAGAGGACAGUGAAGGAGAUAGGGAUGAAGGAGGCGAGGUUGACAAGAGGAUGAUGGUGGACCGGCAGGAGGACGAUAGAGAGAAGGGCAGAGAGGAAGACAGAGGGGACAGACAUGCAGGACGCAGUGUGCGGUUUGCAGACAUGCCCCCCUCAGCACCCAGGGAGAAGAGCAAGAAGAAGAGGAUUGUGAAGAAGAAAAAGGCCAUCACUCCACUGCAGGCUAUGAUGCUUAGGAUGGCAGGGCAGUCCAUCCCUGAAGACGAAGAGGAGGAAGAGGAAGUUGAGGAAGAGUACACGGACUCUGACGACUCAGACAUUGAGGAUAGGGGACCACCAGGUGACAACCAAUCUCAUCUUAUACCCAAUCAGCGCAUGCCUCCACCCUCUGGACCAAUGGGAGGACAGCAACCACCUCUACACAUGCAGGGUCCACCAGGGACAGGGCCUCCACCGUUGGGACCACCCCCAGCUCCUCCAAUGAGGCCUCCUGGUCCGCCCUCUGGCCUGCCUCCCGGCCCUCCACCCGGUGCUCCCCCGUUUUUGAGGCCGCCUGGUAUGCUAGGUGGUCCAAGGGGACCGAUGCCCCGGCUACUGCCCCCUGGACCCCCACCAGGUCGUCCCCCUGGCCCUCCCCCAGGCCCCCCUCCAGGCCUCCCUCCUGGUCCUCCACCCCGGGGACCCCCACCCAGACUGCCUCCCCCAGCUCCCCCAGGCAUCCCCCCUCCACCACGAUCUGGCCCCCCGCGCCAACUCGCCCCUCCCCUCUCUCUUUUCCCCCCGCCGCUUAACUCCAACGUACUCAGCGCUCCCCCCAGCAUCGUCCACCGCCAGAAACCCGGCUCCAACCCAGAUGGCUCCCAUAGCAACCCCAAUGCCUCCAUGCUGCCCCCUCCUUCCAUGCCUAUGUCCAUGCGCCCAGGGAUGCAAAUGCCCCCUCCCCCUGGGACAAGUGCCCCGCCGUCGGGCGCAAACCCCACCAGCCACCACCAUGCACCAACCAUCGAGAAGCGGGCCAACAUCACCUCUAUCUCAGCCGGAGGCAGCAAUCUGGCAACAGGCCAGGGGAGUGGCGGAGCCACCAUCUCAGCCAAACCCCAGAUCAUCAACCCCAAGACAGAGGUCACCCGCUUCGUGCCCACUGCGCUGAGGGUGCGCAGAGAUAAAGGGGCCAGGAGCGGAGGAGGGCCUAUGGAAAAGAGAGGAAGAAGAGAUGAAAGGGUGGGAGGCCAGAAGCAGCAGUCGAUGGUUGCCCCCAUGGGAUCGACCAACCCUACUCAGAUGGGCCCAGUCUCUCAGCCCAACAUGAAGACCAAGGACCAGAUGUAUGAGGCCUUCAUGAGGGAGAUGGAGGGACUCCUCUGAGACUGACAGGGGCUGCGGGGUGAAAAGGGUGGGUGUGUUGAGAAGGAAUGAACAGUAGGGGUCAUGAAGAAUGUGUUAGUGAUACCAGCAAGCAGAUGCUGUUCAGAAACACAUUGGUUCCUCUAAAUGAAGCGGAAAGGCUUUGUUUUUCACAAUGAGACA
Messenger RNA from Oncorhynchus kisutch (coho salmon), 2680 nucleotides. Its product is annotated as WW domain-binding protein 11-like. The record is from RefSeq and is a predicted model, not a curated record. The transcript has 11 exons. Gene Ontology annotation, cellular component: spliceosomal complex. Gene Ontology annotation, biological process: RNA processing. Lineage: Eukaryota; Metazoa; Chordata; Actinopteri; Salmoniformes; Salmonidae. Bases 248 to 2518 code for a protein of 756 amino acids.